AUGCACUGGCCUAUCACCCUUCCCACUUCUACCCCAGAGAAAUACGGAAAAGAAGAUCGCACAGUGCGUGACCCAGAUUGGAAUUUCUGUGACACAUGGAGGGAAAUGGAAAAGCUGUUGGAAACAGGAAAAGUGCGCGCAAUUGGCGUUGCAAACUUCUCAACUGUAAACCUGGAGAAACUAUUGAGAACUUGCAAGAUUGUUCCAGCUGUGAACCAAACAGAAAUUCAGCCAUUGCUUCCUCAGGAGAAGUUGAACGCGUUCUGUUCUCAGCAUAACAUCCAUCAGACUGCCUUUGGACCUCUUGGAGGAAGUGGGAGUACAUUACAUGAAAAUCCUGUGGUCAAGAGAAUUGCAGAGAAGAGGGGAUGUAGCUCAGGCAAUGUCUUGCUCAGCUGGGGUGUGCGGAAAGGAUGGAGUGUGAUCCCAAAGAGUAUCAAUCCUGUCAGAAUUACGAGUAAUCUGAGGGAUUGCUUUGAGAUGAAUGGUCAGGAGGUGGAGCAAGUGGACAAUUUGGUCGAGGCACUUGGAGGAAAGCGCUUCAAUGUUCCAAAUUGGGGGACGACUGUGUUCCAUGACGAUUAG
Messenger RNA from Penicillium malachiteum, 585 nucleotides. RefSeq lists its product as uncharacterized. Gene Ontology annotation, cellular component: cytosol. NCBI's taxonomy places the organism in Eukaryota, Fungi, Ascomycota, Eurotiomycetes, Eurotiales, Aspergillaceae. Gene Ontology annotation, molecular function: aldose reductase (NADPH) activity. Bases 1 to 585 code for a protein of 194 amino acids. The record is from RefSeq and is a predicted model, not a curated record. The transcript has a single exon.